CUCCUCAAAUCAUAUCCUCUGAAAAGAAAACAGAAAGAAAUUAAGAAGAUGGAUUGAUGAUGUGCGCUUUUUUUUCCCCUUUUUUUUUGUUUUGGGUCUCUCAAAAUUCGAUUCAGUUUUCACUUUAUUCAAAUCAUUGGCAGAACAAGAAUCUAGGGUUCCUAAUUUCCCCCGCAACUCUCUCCCUUUUUCAUCUCAAUCGCCUCUUUCUCUUCCAUUUUCCCGCCCCCAUUAUGCUUGAUUUCACCUAGGUUUUUCAGAUUUUGCGAUUUCGCUACCCGUUUUUUCUGUCUACGAUGGAAGAGGUUGAAGAAGCUAAUAGAGAAGCUGUGGAGAGUUGUCAUAAAGUGUUGAAUCUAUUGACUCUCGCGUUGCCUCAAGAUCGUCAAUCCAAGAUUCAGAGUUGUUUAAUGGCGGAAACUGGAGCGGCUGUGUUUAAGUUUAGGAAAGUUUUGUGUCUUCUUAAUUCUUCUUCUUCUGGGUUGGGGCAUGCAAGGGUCAGGAAAAACAGGGUUAAGCCACCCUUCUCUUCCUCUUCCUCCUCUUCUCCUCUUCCCCAAUCCAUGUUCUUACAAACUUCUUCCCCCGAUUGCAGAAUGGACCUUCUCCAGGGCAGGAAUUUGCAUAUGGGUCCUCUUUCUUUGGGGAAUCCAUGUCUGGAAUUGAGCUCAAAUGCUAAAAGUUGUUCAAUCCAACAACCUCAGUCUACUUCCCAUCAUUUUCUUCAGAACAGGAUGUUGUUGAAUAAUCCUAAUCCUAAUGCUCCACAGCCUGAAAUGGUGUAUCUUAGGAGCCACAGUGGUAUUAACUUGAAUUUUGAUAGCUCUAGCUGCACACAACACACAAUGUCAUCCACUAGGUCUUUCAUUUCUUCAUUGAGCAUUGAUGGGAGUGUGGCUAACUUGGAUGGGAGUGGCUUUCAUUUGAUCGGGACGCCCCGAUCUUCCGAUCAGAAUUCACACCAUAGGAGGAAGUGCAGUGGGAGAGGGGAAGAUGGGAGUGUUAAAUGUGGAAGUACUGGGAGAUGUCACUGCUCUAAGAAGAGGAAACAUAGAGUGAAGCGGUCGAUCAAGGUGCCCGCCAUAAGUAACAAGCUUGCAGAUAUUCCUCCUGAUGAUUAUUCAUGGAGGAAAUAUGGCCAAAAGCCAAUCAAGGGUUCUCCUCACCCAAGAGGAUACUAUAAGUGCAGCAGCAUGAGAGGUUGUCCAGCGAGGAAGCACGUCGAGAGGUGUGUCGAGGAACCGUCAAUGCUCAUUGUUACAUAUGAAGGUGAACACAACCAUCCCAGAAUAGCUUCUCAGUCUGAAAAUACUUGAGAUUGAAGGUCAUGAUGAAGAGAAUCUCCAUGCGGAGCAGCGUCCCCAGUGUUUGUUUGUGUACAUAUGGAGUACUUUUGGAGCAGGUUUUGUAGCUUUUUGAGAGGUGGGUUUCAUUGCAAAAGCCUCUUUUUAAUCAGAUUAGGCAAGAAGUCAGAAUUUAGAAAAGCUCUGUGGGUUAGGGUGUGGCUGUAAAAUCUUGUAAACUUUCAUCCAAACAAGCUUUGUUCUAAAUUAAUGGAGGAAUCCUAAUUUGGAAAUUCGGGUUUUUUGAA
Molecule: messenger RNA, 1591 nt
Organism: Cucurbita pepo subsp. pepo (vegetable marrow)
Lineage: Eukaryota; Viridiplantae; Streptophyta; Magnoliopsida; Cucurbitales; Cucurbitaceae
Product: putative WRKY transcription factor 21
Biological process (GO): regulation of DNA-templated transcription
Molecular function (GO): sequence-specific DNA binding; DNA-binding transcription factor activity
Source: RefSeq, a predicted model, not a curated record